GGUAUAUUUGUGAAACUUGGUCCUGACGUCAUUGGUAGAGUUAUGCUUAAAAACCUCUCGGAUCAAUAUGUCCAGAAUUACGAAUCUUGCGUCAACGUAGGAGAUCUAGUUAGGGCUAAAGUAGUAGAGAUCAAUAACGGUCGGAUUGAGUUGUCUCUUAGACUCUCGGAUAUUGAUGAGUCAGCAGGUUUGAGGUACAAGAAGUUGAAGGAGUUGCAACGAAAGGGAAGGAAAAGAAGAAAAAAUAUGCCAUCAGAAUCGACUGAGGAGGAGGAAGAAGAAGAAUUAGUGGAAAUGUCAGAAGGUGAAAGUGACACAAUGGAUCAACAAGAGAUUGAAGAGAAGGAGAGUGUGCUUGAAGAUACAAAGAGACUUAAGAAGAAAAGAAAGCUAGAAGAUAAAGAAGAGGAUAGCUGCAGCAUGACUCCAUUACCAGUGACUGGCGGUUGGGACUAUAACCCAUCCAACGACACCAUUGAAGAGAGAGAUGAUGAAGAUACUAAUGAAGUUAUUAGCAAAAAGAAGAGCAAGAGACAGAAGAAGGCCAUUAAGAAAGCAGAAGAGCUGCAAGAGCAUUCAUUAAUGGAUACCAGCAGGUUACCGCAAUCAGCUGAUGAUUUUGACCGGCUAUUAGUAGCUAAUCCAAACAGCUCUUCGCUGUGGUUACAGUACAUGGCGUUUUAUCUUCAUACAGCUGAAGUGGACAAAGCCAGAGCUACAGCCGAGAGAGGACUAGCAGCAAUAUCAUUUAGGGAAGAAGAUGAGAAACUCAACCUAUGGGUUGGGUUUCUAAAUCUUGAGAACAUGUACGGUGACAGUGAAUCAUUGGACCAAGUUUUUAAAAGAGCUUUGCAGCAAAAUGAUCAAUUUGAGAUUUAUACCAGAUUGAUUGACAUACAUGUGACCUCAAAUAAGCCUGAAUAUGCUGAUCAGUUGUACCAGAUCAUGUGUAAGAAGUUCAGCAGUAAUAUACAAGUCUGGUCUCAAUAUGGCCGCUUCCUAAUGGAGCAAGGCAAAGCUGAUCUUGCGCGUAAAAUAUUACAAAGAAGUUUCAAGUCCCUCACAAAGAAACAACAUAUUGAUAUUACUAAACAGUUUGCUCAGUUUGAGUUCAAAUAUGGCGAAAUGGAGAGAGGAUGUACACUGUUUGAGAACCUAGUCUCAUCCUAUCCUCGUAAGGUUGAUAUCUGGUCAGUUUAUAUUGACAUGUUAACAAAGAAAGGAGAAAUGGACAGAGUGAGGGAUGUGUUUGAACGUGCUGUUAGUUUGAAACUUUCUUCGGUAAAGAAACAGUUUUUAUACAAGCGCUACAUUGAAUUUGAGAGAAAGCAUGGGACACAAUCUCUAGUGGAGACUGUACAAGCUAAAUCACAAGCACUUUUGUAAAAAUAAUUCUAUAAUUUUAUUAAUUAAA
Amphimedon queenslandica is the source of this 1414-nucleotide messenger RNA. Its product is annotated as protein RRP5 homolog. Lineage: Eukaryota; Metazoa; Porifera; Demospongiae; Haplosclerida; Niphatidae. The annotation marks the transcript as partial. The record is from RefSeq and is a predicted model, not a curated record. Gene Ontology annotation, biological process: rRNA processing. The transcript is spliced from 10 exons. Gene Ontology annotation, molecular function: RNA binding; protein binding. Gene Ontology annotation, cellular component: nucleolus; small-subunit processome.